Messenger RNA from Triticum dicoccoides, 3010 nucleotides. RefSeq lists its product as uncharacterized. The record is from RefSeq and is a predicted model, not a curated record. The transcript is spliced from 4 exons. Lineage: Eukaryota; Viridiplantae; Streptophyta; Magnoliopsida; Poales; Poaceae. The coding region runs from base 2299 to 2979 and encodes 226 amino acids.
CUUGCUAUCCAUGUGCCAGAGCCAUGAGUUGGUUGCGAGAUCUUAUGGGUUUCACCUUUAGCCUACCCCAACUUGUUUGGGACUAAAGGCUUUGUUGUUGUUGUUGUUGUUGUUUGGGCCUGCGCCCACAUGCUAAUGUUUGCUGACUCUAUGACACACUGUGUUUGAGAACAAUAUGACGAACCACCAUGUAUAUAGCGAAGUUGUUAAUCCAGUUUUUAUCUCUGAUCUAUCUACUAAUACUGUUAAUUUUUUUUUCUUUGGAUGCAAUAUGUUCUGAAAAGACCCUUGGCCAUUACUCAUUAGGUUUUGUCUUCACUCCUAUUUCACUGUAUGAUGAAAUAAUUAUGGAUGUUUCUUGCAAAUACUUGGUCAUUAGGUGUCAUAGUUGUUAUUUAGUGUUUGGAAGUAACCAGGGAUACUAAAAUUAUCAUUAGGUGUUGUUUCCAUUCUUUAUUGUUCAUAUGGGGAAAUCCAUCUGACUUUUUCUUUAUUUCUGAAAGUUUAUGAUGAUUUUGGGCAUACCAAGCUUAAAGAAGAUAUCUCACAAGUAAGUUUGAUAUACUGGAUACAUCUUGAUAUGUAUGAUAUCCUCACUGCUUUUAGGGUGACACUGUGAACUUGGGCUUUUUGGAUGGAAAAAAAGUUGAUCCAAACUGACACCAUGUAUUCUUAUGGAUUUAUGAGUCUUCUCAUUGUAGUUAGAGCGUUCCUCUUGCGCGGAGCUUACUUUAUUUUAUGCUUUGUCAGUGUAAUCUCCAAUUUCAUUCACAUGUAUACCAUUACUCUUCUCAUGGUCUUGCAGAUGCAUCGUGUCUAGCUUUUUAGCCUUGCAAAUUAGAGGUAUUGAUUGAUACAUGCAUAUUAUUGGAAUAUUUGGUGCUUUGAAAAGACUAUGGGUGGAGUUAACAAACUGACUGAAUGUAUGAAAGAAAUCCAAGACUCUUUGUCAGCUUCUCUUGGAGCUUCUGCUAAUUUCAACAAGGUAAUAUUUAAGAUUUAUUACAAUCUUGUAUUUAAUUAUUUUAUCUGAAUCACUUACAUCUAUACUAUUACACACACAAAAACUUGCAUGAUUAAACAGAGGAGGAACUUAAAGAAUUGGAGUCUACUUGCUGAUUUCAUAGGACUAAUUCACUGGUGCACGAUGAAUGCUCUAGCAUACACAGGUGGAUUUUCCCAUAUAAUUGUAAUAUUAAUGAAGACGUGCGUUGCACGUGCACGCUUACUAGUAGGAAGGAAGGAGAAAUUAAAGGAAGGUGCAGAGUUUCUAUGUGUGCACGUAGGUGGCUGUUGAGAUUUCCUCUUCUGCGAGUUGUGAACGUAGGCGAGGGGUUAGUUGGUUGGGAGAGAUGGGCCACUUCGGCCAGGCCCAUGGGGAAGAAAAAUAUAGAGAAGGAGUGGUUGGGUAGGAGGGAACUCCUAUGUGACAUUUUGCGUCAACUAGGUGCGGCUUCGCACAGGGGCAGCUGACUGGCGGGCUUUGUGGGCCGCUUGGCGUGCGCGAACUGUUUUUGAACUGUUUCAAGCGUUUCGUUGUUUCUGCUUCGCGAAGCUGUUCCACUGAUUGCUGUCCCUGCUGUUUUCCACUGUUUCUACUGUUAUCUAACAUAUAAAGCCUCCUAGAGUACCCGCCGUUCUAGCGCAUCUACAUCGCGAGAUGAAUCUGGUUCGAACGAUUUACCGUGCAGCGUCCUUUUCACCUUGCUGUUAAACAUCUGGACGUUCGUUUUGCUGCACGCUAUGAAUUCGGGUUAGAGUGGAUGGCGACUGGGCCACCCUUUCGCGUGGACCAGCAUUGCAGUAUGUGUUCCGCGUGCGUGUUCGGGUCAGAGAAGGGGUGGGAUACAGCGCUCGUCCAGUAAAAGACCUAGCCCGCAAGCGUCCCUCCCUCCUCCUCCACGACCUCCCUCCUAGUCGCCGCCGCCUCUCCUCCUCUUCCUCCUCUUUCUCCCGUGCCGCCGCCGCUUCUGCUCACCUUCCUCCUCUUUCUCCCGUGCCUCUGCCGCCGCUCCUCCUCCUUCUACUCCCUACGCUAGCGUGGUUGGGUCAUCGGGUGAGCAGCGGUAGGCAUCUGUAGUGUGUCAGAGUGUGCGGAUGAUGACAGCGGCACGCAUCUUGGUGAGGUAGCGGCCACGGCUGCACCCUUCUCUGCGCUUCCUCUCGAAGUACCCUCUGCUGCUCGUCCUUCGUGUGUUGCCGCACGGUGGAGACAGGUACACGAACUAGGCAGGCCACGGGACGACAGCUGCUCGAGCACCCACCUCAUGAGGAGGGGUUGAGUACAGCUCCCAGUUCAUGGAGGAGAUGCCAGCACAGGGUUUGGUGGCAGAAGUCACUGGAUGCAUGCCCAAGAAGCCCAGCACGGCCAGAUCAAAUCACCCAGGAAAGUUACGUGUGUGCAAGCUAGCUAGACAAGCACACAAGCAAACUGCUGGAUUGAUGAACAGUAGGGUUCAACAUAAUAUAGUACUCUGUAUAGCAAAAAGCUCUCUUUCUCUGAAGUACAGGCAGCCCACGAGCAGUAGCAAGCAGAGCAAUAGCGAGCGGCCAAGUAAGCAGCAACAAGCUUGUGGCCUAACCAUGUGGCCCGGACCAAAAUGGUCUCAUGUGGCAGCACCACAACCGUCUCCAGCAACGGCUAGAAUGAGAAAAACCGGCGCUGACAAAGAAAAGAAGGCACAAGAAGGCAAUGGCAGCUUCUCACCCUGCUGUUCGUGGCAAUGCCUGAUGGCACAAGAAGGCAGUGGCAGCUUCUCACCCUGCAAAUAUGGAAGAAGUAGGAGAGACCUGCGGCUUCGAAUCCUUGGUCCAGAGGAGAAGCAGAGCCCGUCAUGGUUCCUGGAGUUACUCGGGGAGGAGGACGACCGCUGUGGCGUCGCAACGGCAGCUGACAAAACAAAGGAAGGCGGCCUCGGUCCAAAAGUUUGCUGCAUGCUCGGUGUCCAGGAAUCGAACCAGAACGACGGCCGGAGCUGAACAGAGUUAGGGAAACUACCUAGGAUCAAGG